Vespula pensylvanica (western yellowjacket) is the source of this 2117-nucleotide messenger RNA. RefSeq names its product fumarate hydratase, mitochondrial-like. Gene Ontology annotation, biological process: malate metabolic process; tricarboxylic acid cycle; fumarate metabolic process. Gene Ontology annotation, cellular component: mitochondrion; tricarboxylic acid cycle heteromeric enzyme complex. Gene Ontology annotation, molecular function: fumarate hydratase activity. Bases 433 to 1857 code for a protein of 474 amino acids. Lineage: Eukaryota; Metazoa; Arthropoda; Insecta; Hymenoptera; Vespidae. The record is from RefSeq and is a predicted model, not a curated record. The transcript has 8 exons.
ACACGCACCUAAAAAUUAUCGAUUUUUAUUUAUUAGUGUAUAAUAUUUGUGUUAAAAAGGAUAUCCAUAUGUUAAUUAAUAUUUAAUAGAGAUGUCUCUGUUACUUGUCAGGCCAAAAAAAUAAAGUGGAAUAAAUCCUAGCAAUAUCUUUUUCUUUUCAAUUAUGUUCGAUCAAUUAUAUAAAGUUCAAUAAUCGAAAUAUAAUUUUCUAAUACUUUAUUAUUAAUUGAUCGUUAAUCAAUUAAUUAUAAUGAUCUUUAAGCAUUAAUUUAUCUUUUUAAAGUUAUACAGUGUUACCUAUAUUAUUUAUGUGUAGCUCUUUUGUCCAUAUAAAUCGUGAGCAGUUUGAUCAACUCUAUAUAGUACUGAUUAUAUCCAUAUUGAGAUAAGCACAUACUUUUUAUUAAUAUUAAUAUAUCAACUAACUCUGAGAUGGAUUGUGAAAGUGAAGGAUACAGAAUUGAAAGAGAUUCAUUUGGAGAAGUAAAAGUUCCUAAUGAUAAAUAUUAUGGAGCACAAACUGUUCGAUCGAUGAUGAACUUUGCUAUUGGUGAUGUAUAUGAACGCAUGCCUGUAAGGAAGUCUACUAUAUAUGGCAUUGUUGUCGCAAUGGGAAUAUUAAAGAAAGCUGCGGCUGAAGCAAAUAAAGAAUUUGGAUUAGAUGCAAACAUUGCUGAUGCGAUUAGUAAAGCUGCAGAUGAUGUUAUAAGUGGUAAACUUUAUAGCGAACAUUUUCCAUUAGUGAUUUGGCAAACUGGUUCUGGUACGCAAACAAAUAUGAAUGUUAAUGAGGUAAUAUCUAAUCGCGCAAUUGAAAUACUUGGUGGAAAACUUGGAUCGAAGACACCAGUCCAUCCGAAUGAUCACGUAAACAAAUCACAGAGUUCUAAUGAUACAUUUCCAACUGCAAUGAACAUAGCUGUAGCUUUAGAAAUUAACAAAGUACUUCUGCCAGGUUUAGAGUGCUUUUUAGAGGCAUUAAAAUGUAAAUCAGAAGAAUGGAAGCAUAUAAUUAAAAUUGGAAGAACUCAUACUCAAGAUGCAGUGCCUCUUACAUUAGGACAAGAGUUUUCAGGCUAUGUGAGACAAAUUCAAAAUGGAAUUUGCAGAGUAAAAGAUACUCUUCCACGGUUAUACGAAUUACCAUUAGGUGGUACAGCUGUUGGAACAGGAUUGAAUGCUCCAAAAGGAUUUAGUGAAAAGGCAAUUGCAAAGAUUGCUAGAUUAACUGACUUACCAUUCGUGCCAACGCCAAAUUAUUUUGAAGCUCUUGCUGCACAUGAUGCUAUAGUUGAAGUACAUGGUGCACUAAAUGUCGUUGCCGUAUCUAUGAUGAAGAUAGCAAAUGAUAUACGAUUUUUGGGGAGUGGUCCUCGAUGCGGUUUAGGAGAAUUAUCCUUACCAGAAAAUGAACCAGGCAGCUCGAUUAUGCCAGGAAAAGUUAAUCCUACUCAAUGCGAAGCAGUUACCAUGGUUUGUUGUCAAGUGAUGGGAAAUCUUGUUGCUACAACUAUUGCUGGAAGUAAUGGUCAUUUCGAACUUAAUGUAUUUAAACCAGUAAUGGUAACCAAUACAUUACGAUCUGCAAGAUUGUUAGGAGAUGUUGCUGUAUCGUUUACAAAGAAUUGUGUUGUCGGCAUAAAAGCGAACGAGGAACGUAUUAAGAAAUUAUUAAAUGAAAGUUUAAUGUUGGUUACUGCGCUUAAUCCACACAUUGGAUAUGAUAAGUCUGCUACUAUUGCUAAACAAGCUCAUAAAGAAGGAAUUACUCUAAAAGAAGCUGCAUUGAAAAAUGGAAUAACAGCUGAACAAUUUGAUCAAUGGGUCAGACCUGAAGACAUGAUUGGACCUAAAUAAACUUAAAGAAAAUAACCUAAAAUGUGUUAUUUUUGAAGUAGCUUAUAUUCACAAAUAUAUGCACUUUUUAAUUGAAAAUUUUUCCCAUUAUACAAAAGACAACCGAAAAAAUUGUUCUAUAACAUUAUUAAAAUUUCAAUUAUUCUAUUAUUAGUCUUAUCAAGCACAGUUUUAUAUUCGUCAUCGUUGAAUUAUGAAAAUGACCAUAUAAAUUAUGUAUUUGGUACAAUAAAAUAAAUGUUUAUUUAUUGUUAAAUUAA